UGUUAGCUUGGUGUAAUGCUGCUUUCUGACACUGACGGCUAUGUUAAUACUCAAGCACCCGUUCUACAGACAUUAUCACACUCUGUCACUGCUUUCCUGUGGCAUGCUAACCGUUUGCUUCUGUGUUUGCAGGGUUUUGUUAAAGUAGUGAAAAACAAGGCCUACUUUAAGAGAUACCAAGUCAAAUUCAGGAGGAGGAGAGAGGGAAAGACUGACUUUUUCGCUCGCAAGCGCCUGGUUGUUCAGGACAAGAACAAGUACAACACGCCGAAGUACCGCAUGAUCGUCCGCUUCACCAACAGGGACAUCAUCUGCCAGAUUGCCUAUGCAAAGAUUGAGGGAGACAUGAUCGUGUGCGCCGCCUACUCGCACGAACUGCCAAAGUACGGGGUCACCGUGGGCUUAACCAACUACGCAGCAGCCUACUGCACUGGCCUGCUGCUGGCCCGCAGACUUCUGAACAAGUUCGGCCUGGAUAAGGUGUACGAGGGCCAGGUGGAGGUGACUGGGGACGAGUUCAAUGUGGAGAGCAUCGACGGUCAGCCGGGAGCUUUCACCUGCUACCUGGACGCCGGGCUCGCCAGGACCACCACGGGCAACAAGGUGUUCGGCGCUCUGAAGGGGGCUGUGGACGGGGGCCUGUCCAUCCCACACAGCACCAAGCGUUUCCCUGGUUACGACACAGAGAGCAAGGAGUUCAAUGCUGAGGUUCACCGUAAGCACAUCAUGGGCCUGAACGUGUCUGAGUACAUGAGCUACCUGAUGGAAGAGGACGAGGAGGCGUACAAGAGGCAGUUCUCCCGCUUCAUCAAGAACGGAGUCACCCCAGAAUCGAUUGAGGAGAUGUACAAAAAGGCUCAUGCUGGUAUUCGUGCAAACCCUGUUCAUGAAAAGAAGCCUCCCAAGGAGAUCAAGAAGAAGAGGUGGAACCGUGCCAAGCUUUCUCUGGCCCAGAGGAAGGACCGCGUCGCCCAGAAGAAGGCCAGCUUCCUUCGGGCUCAGGAACAGGAGGAGGCAGACUGAGGCGUCUGCUCCGUUCCAAACGCAGAAAUUUGUUCUAAUAAAUAUGGAAAAGACGUCA
Poecilia latipinna (sailfin molly) is the source of this 1081-nucleotide messenger RNA. Its product is annotated as 60S ribosomal protein L5. The transcript has 7 exons. Gene Ontology annotation, molecular function: 5S rRNA binding; structural constituent of ribosome. Gene Ontology annotation, cellular component: cytosolic large ribosomal subunit; ribosome. The record is from RefSeq and is a predicted model, not a curated record. Lineage: Eukaryota; Metazoa; Chordata; Actinopteri; Cyprinodontiformes; Poeciliidae. Gene Ontology annotation, biological process: ribosomal large subunit assembly; translation. The coding region runs from base 16 to 1023 and encodes 335 amino acids.